AUGGCUGGAGACGGAAAGCCUGUAGGCUCAUCAAUGGCGUGGAAGAUGAAAGCCUAUGCGUUGCCUCUGCUUCUCUUCACCCUUUCUCUGUUCUAUCAACUUGCUCUUCUCCCUAACUCUUUCCCUCCUUCCCACUACGACGUGCUGGGGAUCAAACGCUAUAGCUCAGUUGAAGAAGUGAAAGAUGCUUAUGAGCGCCUCUCUUCUAAGUGGAGAUCGGGUGAGGAGAUUCCUGCAACUGUUGAUUUUCUCAAGGUCCGAUAUGCUUUUGAGUUGCUGACGAAUCCCAUUUGGAAAAGGGACUAUGACUAUUUCGGCAUUGAUGAGCAACUUUCGGUUCUUGACGCAGCCAAAUUGCAGUAUGCUGAAGAUAGCUUUUCACAUGUCGACCUUCCAUUGAUUAAUGAUACCUCUUUUGGAGAUCAAGCUCUAAACGGGAUGUCAUCUUGGGAUGGAGCAACUAAUAAUUCUAAGCCACUCCUCCUUCUGUUAUACUCCAAAGGAAGCAACCGUUGUGCUAGAUUUCUGGAAACUUGGAAGCGAAUUGCUGAUUUUUUGGAAGGAACUGCUACUAUUGGCAUGGUGGAAGUUGGUGAGGUUCAAAUGGCAACAUCAUUUGCUGAGAGAAAGCCAACUGGCCAGUUCUUCUUCAGAAAUGGUCUCCCAUCUCUUGUUGCUCUUCCAUCGGGCUGCCAGACAUCAGAUUGUCUUUUAAGGUUUGAGGGAGAUUUAUCUGUUGAUGCUGUCACCGACUGGUUUGCAACUUCUGUUAUAGGGUUACCUCGAAUUCUGUACUAUUCGAAGGAGUCACUAGUACAAAAUUUCAUGGCCAAGAGUGGUCCCCAUAAGGUCAAAGUCAUUUUCUUCUCCAAGACAGGGGAGCGUGCGGCUCCAUUUGUUCGUCAAGCAGCUAAACAUUAUUGGGCUCAUGCAUCUUUUGGAUUCGUCUUAUGGCGUGAAGAGGAUUUUUCCUUCUGGUGGAAUUCUUUUGAGAUCGAAUCUGCCCCAGCUGUUGUAUUUGUCAAAGAUCCAGGUCUCAGACCUGUGGUCUUCCAUGGUUCACUCAACAAUUCAGUGCUCUUGGACCUCAUGGAAAACAAUAAUCAGCAUGAACUUCCUCAACUUAGAAGCGUGACAUCUAGAAAACUUGGCUGUGAUGCCCGAGGAUACUCUCAAGCGGGAAAUCAUGUUACAUCAUGGUAUUGUGUUAUUGUAGCAGGUAGACUGAGCCCAGAACUCAACAAAAUGCGUGAAACCUUGCGCAGGGUGCAAGAACUACAGUCUGGUGGUGGUGACUUGAGUAUUGAUAAAGAGCAGUCUUCAUCGAUGGUAAUGGCACUGAAAAGUAAGCGAUUGACAUUUGCAUGGCUUGAUGGGGAAGCUCAGGAGAAAUAUUGUUCAUUCUACCUUCAUUCAGAAACCAGCUAUGAUACUUGUGGACCUAGGAGGGAUGUGACUGAUGAACCUAGGUUAUUCCUUGUACGUUAUAAGAGGAAUGAAACUGAAGCUGAUAUUGAGGCUGAAAAAACUCAAAAGAACAAAUGGAAUGCUCUUCUAAAUGAAGAUGUGGAUCCUGCAUCACAACUGGUCGCACGAUACAAUGGCUCGAGUGAGAUCCCUGAGAUCAUCAAAUGGAUCUCUCAAACAAUCAGUGAUGGUGACACCAGGGAUCUCCCUUUCUAUAGAACUAGAACCCCUGAUCUUGUACCUGAGGACUCGGAACCUAUGUGGUCAAGAGGUGCCCAAAGCGUUCUUUCGAAAAGCAUUGGGGUUAAGCACAGUUUUCGCAGAAUCAUAAGCAGAAUCAGUGAUCAUGUUGGAGACCCGAGGAUCGGGCCUAUGCUACUGCUGGGUGCUUUAAUGUCUUUUGGGACGAUAUGGUUGAGCAGGAGUCAACAAAAGCCUCACACUCAGCCAGGCCAGCAGAAUGAAUCGGCUGAAGAGGAUGAAGCUGUGAAAAGGCGAAGAGAGAGAUCAAGAAAUGCGCGAAAGAAAGAUAAACCGCCGUCCAUGACAGAUUCGGAACCCAAAGAUGCUUACCAGAUGCCUAUGUCAGAUUCUGACUCAGAAUAG
Molecule: messenger RNA, 2073 nt
Organism: Linum trigynum
Lineage: Eukaryota; Viridiplantae; Streptophyta; Magnoliopsida; Malpighiales; Linaceae
Source: the annotation of a GenBank genome assembly